UUUGGUUAUAAAAUAUGGCGGUUUGAUUUAAAUUUUCAAUGUUUAUAAAAGGAAGAGCAUUUUUACGAAAUUGGUUAUUGGCAGCUGGGUUUUAUUGUAUCAUGUCUUUGUAAUAAAGGAUUUGCAAAAUUGGAGGAUGAAUAACGAGGGAGCAAUGGAUACAUUUUCUGAACUCUUUCACGGUUUACAAAGAAAUAAAAAGGGUAGAUCUGAUGGCAUUUUGAGUGGUUGCGAAGCUGAAUUACAGGAGUUAAUGCGUCAGAUUGAUAUCAUGGUAAAUGCGAAGAAAGUUGAAUGGGACAGUCAUCUUCAUGUGCUACAACUUCAGUUGGACAAGAAAAAAAAAGAAUCGGGUAUUCUUAAGAUUGAAGUCGGCGCGAAGAUGCAAGAGGCGGAAAAUCUGCGACAUCAAAUUACUGCAAUGGACCAAAGUCAGAGAGAUCUUGUGAAUGAGUACGAAACGAAACUCGCUCAUCUUCGAGAUGAAGUCAAUAAAUUGAAACGCGAUCAUGAUAAAUUACAAAAGAAAAGUCAGAAACAGAAUAUUCAGAUACAAGAUGAGAAAGAUAGGUUGCGAAAUGAUCUCAAUAAGAAAGACUUUGAUUCUCAAAAACUCAAGGAACAAAAUGAGGACAUGAAGAUGAAAUUAAGAGACUGGGACAGCAUUGGUAGAACAUAUCAAGAGAGGAUCAAAGGGCUUGAAAAUGAAAAUAUGAUUCUUAAGGAUAAAAACCAAAUAUUACAGCAACAAACGAAGGAGGUUCAAGAUAUGCUCAGUCAAAGAAAACACACCCUUGAGAACUUGGAAAAAUCACAUCAAAUUGAAAUGGUGGAAAUGGAAAACCAGAUAACCAAACUGAGUGAACAAGAAGAAGAAAAUAAAAAAGAAAUUGAAAGAUUAAGAGAAGCAAAGAAGGACUAUGAGUCAACAGAAAAAGAAAAAUCUGCAGAACUUGUGUAUUUAGACGGUAGAUUAAGACAUGCAACCGAAGUUAUACAGGCGUUGGAAUUCGAAAAAGAUCAACUUCAAAGAGAGGUGAAUUCUAAGUUUGACUUGGUGAAGUUGUUAGAAGACAAGCACAGACAUCAAAGGGAGGAUCUCACCACCUUGCAGGAAAAUUUACAGCAUAAGGAAGGCAUGAUAAGAGAUCUUCAAGAAGCCAGUGUUUACGAAGAAUCUAAUUCACUCCAAAGACUGCGCGAGGAUUUACGUAUUCGCGAGACUGAAUUAAGCUCGCGUAAAGAGACAGAAAAGUUUCAUCUUUCUGAGAUUGAAAGGUUGCAGAAGAGAUUGGCUGAUUGUGAAACGACAUUUACCAAGUCCAAUAUUGAAUUAAAGAACAAGAACGAGCAACUCGUUGGCGAAAGUCAGACGGAAAUUAAGAGACUUUUGUCAGAAAAUGCCAAGAUCAAAGGACAAUUAGAAAAAUCCAGAAGUUUAGAAAAUUCCAGAAGCUCCGAGGUUGAAGGGAUGAAGGGUGAAAUUAGUAACCUCACUUCAGAUCUUCACCAAAGGGAUCUUGCUGUUGCUAACAUCGCUGAAAAAAUGAAGAAAAUGGAAAGAGACUUGCGAAGUAGCAACUCAGAAUAUGAUAAAGCGAUGGCUGAAUUACAUGUAAUAAAGGCACAACUUGAUGCAGUACGUCUUGAAAAUCGUCAUCUUAAAGAAGCAUCACUUCAAGGCGAACUUAAGGAUCUCGAUCUUUAUCACAGCAAUCAACAAUUCAUGUCAGAUUUCCAGGAGUUGAAUACGAGUCCCAGGGCCAGGUGCAGUUUAUCUCCCAACGACCCAGCAAGAAGUCCAGGAAAAUCAAAUAUUGUGCCUGAUAAGAACUCAAGUGAAAAUCCAACCGUCAGCACAUCUCCUGAUGCGAGAGUCAGUCCUAGUACACGUGGUUCUUUAAGAUUCUCUGACGAAAUCAAUUACCAAGGUUCAACACAGGGAACGAUGGUUAGCAAAAGAGAUUCUUCAUUCAACCAUCGUCAACGAACAAGCUCUCUCACUGCAAGCUUCACAGACUCAGAAGAUCCAUUUCGAUUGUCGUUUGGUGAUUUAAAGGAACCUGGGUCAGAUUACGAGAGAUCUUUAUCAAACUCCAGACGAUCCUCGGUUACAACGAACUUCAUGGAUGAAGAAAAACGCCGUGAAAAGGAACUGGAAAGAAUCUUAGAAAGCAGAAUAAAUGAUCUCCACUUAAGUACGAAAAAUAUCCUCACAGGACUUCCAAAAAGGUAGAAACAUCAACAUUGCUUUCACUAGCUUCGAUUUUAUAAGAAUGUAACGUUUUAUUAAUUAUUUAAAACAUUUAUUUAUAAAAUAUCACUGUGGAGAUAAUUUUAAGGCUUCAUCUAAAAUGCGACGGCUGAAGCUACAUUAGCGAAUACGUAAAAUAUUUUAAAACUGUAAUGAAUAAGCUUACAUGCAGACAUAUAUGGUUUAUAUAGUAUAUAGUAUAAGUGCUCGGUUCUGUUUACCACAAACUACAGUGAAAAGCUGCUGACUACGUUUUCAUACAACCGACUCCUGGCAAAAACUGACACGUUGAUUGAACUGACUUGUUUGCCAAACUCUUUUGGGUCGACUGCAUAAAUAUCGAGGAAAGGUUGUGAAUCUGAGUGGGUCUAUUGUACUGUGGUUCCUUAUACUGUGGUUACGCCAUUUGGGGACGACACCCCUUCUGGCCCUUCUAUAUCACUUGCCAGGCAAUUUAAUACUUCAUGUAAAUCCAGGCUCCAGUCGAUGCCAAUUGCAUGGCAAGUCGAUCGUGUCGUAUCAGGCCGAGUUAGUUUCUAUUCCUAAACGUAUAUAGUAUACUGUUCGACUAUUACGCGAUACUUUAUUAGAGACUCAUUCUAUUUCUUAUGCAAGUUUUGAUUGACUCUAGGAUGAUAUUUGUAUAUUUUAGAAAUGUACAGUUAGUUAUAUACAUGUUA
Molecule: messenger RNA, 2934 nt
Organism: Dendronephthya gigantea
Lineage: Eukaryota; Metazoa; Cnidaria; Anthozoa; Malacalcyonacea; Nephtheidae
Product: centrosomal protein of 63 kDa-like
Exons: 25
Coding region: 137-2236 (699 amino acids)
Biological process (GO): centriole replication; de novo centriole assembly involved in multi-ciliated epithelial cell differentiation
Cellular component (GO): centriole
Source: RefSeq, a predicted model, not a curated record